AUGUCCCGCCUUCUCCUCCGUACUCCCCGCCUCACAGCUUCCGCACUAGGUCUCACCUCCUACACCUCCUACACACUUCUCCAAUCGCACCGUUUCCCCGCUCGCUUGGAUUCAGUUUCCUCGCCGCUGUCGAAAAAUGGGAAUAGGAGCACGCCACUUGUCAAGAAGGGAGGUGGCUUGGAUUCGAAGACCGUGAGUCAGAUUAGUAGUGGGAGUAUUGUUGGACUAGGAGCCGGUCUGGCAGUCAGUACAUUUUCGCGUUCGCUAGCGCUAAUAAUCGGUUUAAUGGUUGUUGGGAUACAAUGGGCCUCUUCCCACGGCCUCGAUAUCGUCCCUACAGAUCGUAUCCAGCGCUAUAUCAAACAUGUGAAUCUACGUUCGCUCAUAGAAGAAAACGUUGCGUUCAAAGUUUCUUUUGGGACAACUUUCGCUAUGGCUGCUUUUAUGCGAUUUUAG
Messenger RNA from Botrytis porri, 456 nucleotides. RefSeq lists its product as uncharacterized. The transcript has 3 exons. The coding region runs from base 1 to 456 and encodes 151 amino acids. The record is from RefSeq and is a predicted model, not a curated record. Lineage: Eukaryota; Fungi; Ascomycota; Leotiomycetes; Helotiales; Sclerotiniaceae.